Cheilinus undulatus (humphead wrasse) is the source of this 3692-nucleotide messenger RNA. RefSeq names its product splicing factor SWAP (gene sfswap). The record is from RefSeq and is a predicted model, not a curated record. Gene Ontology annotation, biological process: mRNA 5'-splice site recognition; RNA processing. Gene Ontology annotation, molecular function: RNA binding. Bases 166 to 3051 code for a protein of 961 amino acids. The transcript is spliced from 19 exons. Lineage: Eukaryota; Metazoa; Chordata; Actinopteri; Labriformes; Labridae.
CCAAAAUGGCGACCAACGGGACGUAGAGAAUCGUUUUGGGGUUUAACAACACGGAACAUCGUGACAUUUUAACCACCUGUGAGCUAUUUGUUUACCAAAAACUAUUACCGUAACGUCAUUAUUAAUCUCACUAGUAAAUAAAUUGUUUUAUUGAGCAAGUGGGAGAUGAACCGUCGCGGAGCGGCAAAGAAAGACCACAACAACAAACCUGUGAAGAAGGAUGUGAGUGACAGUGAUAAAUACGCCGACCUCUUGGUGUUCGGCUAUGCCUGCAAACUGUUUCGAGACGACGAAAGGGCUCUUUACCACGAUCAUGGAAAACAUCUUAUCCCAUGGAUGGGGGACAAGAGCAUCAUGAUUGAUAGAUACGAUGGGCGUGGUCACUUACAUGACCUUUCAGAGUAUGACAGUGGGUCAUGGAAUACAUCCUACCAGCUGUCAGAGGAGGAAGAAAGGAUUGAGGCACUCUGUGAUGAAGAGAGGUACCUGGCUCUGCACACAGACCUUUUGGAAGAGGAAGCCAGGCAAGAGGAGGAGUACAAACGUCUGAGUGAAGCUCUGGCUGAUGAAGGAACCUACAACGCAGUGGCCUUCAAAUACAGCGCGGACUACUACGACCCCUCUCAGCCCACUGAGGAGGAGGAUGCCAACAAGGAACAUGAAGAGGCAGAGCCAGAGGAGACUGAGGAACCGUUCAUUGCUCCCCCAGGGCUCGCUAUCCCCCCUGAUGUGGAACUUCCGGCAACCAUUAAGACCCACAACAUCAUCGAGAGGACGGCCAACUUUGUAUGUCAGCAGGGGGCUCAGUUUGAGAUUGUUCUGAAAGCGAAGCAGGCUGGAAACUCCCAGUUCGACUUUCUCCGCUUUGACCAUUACUUGAACCCCUAUUACAAACACAUCCUGCGAGCCAUGAAGGAAGGUCGAUACAACCUCGCCUCCGCUGGCAAGCAAGAGCAGUCGCAGGAAUCCCACUCUGAUGAUUCAGAUGAUGAUUGCGACGGGAAUUACCUCCAUCCAAGCCUGUUUGCCCCCAAAAAGUGCUCUCGCCUAGAGGAGCUUGUGAAGCCUCUUAAAGUAAUGGAUCCUGACCAUCCUCUAGCUGCACUUGUAAGGAAAGCCAAACAGGAAAGAAAUGGCACUGCAGUCGUGGAAACCAAACCAGAGGAAGUAACAGAGCCACCCGCACCCACCACACAAGUCCAGUACUCUGCAGACCCUUUGUACUACGGGUACUACAUGCUCCCUGAUGGAACGUUCUGCUUGGCCCCACCUCCCCCAGGCAUAGAAGCCACCUCCUAUUACAGCACUAUGCCCUCAGCUGUGACAACCACUGCUACAUCUUCUGGUGCUUUGCAUAAUGCGGGAACUACAUCCACAUCCACCUCUUCUGUUACCGUCACAGUGGCACCAGCAGCUACAGCCCCCAUUCAGGUCACCAGCUCUGCUGCUCCUGCUGUUGUGACAGAAACCAGCAGUCUGAAAGCUGAACCUCAAGUCUCUGCAGCAGCCACUCCAGCCGCACCAGCCAUCAUCCCCCCGCCACCGGACAUCCAGCCAGUCAUUGACAAACUGGCCGAGUAUGUCGCUAGAAAUGGGCUUAAGUUUGAGGCCAGUGUACGUGCCAAGAACGAUCCGCGGUUUGACUUUCUGCAGUCUUGGCAUCAGUACAACACCUAUUACGAGUUUAAGAAGAAUUACUUUAUGCAUAAGGAAGGAAAAAACCUGCCAGAGAGCGACACAGUUGGAGCUGCUGAUAAGCUUCAGUCAGACCAGUCGAUGAAGGACUCAAAGCUGGCAAAAGUCCCUUUUGCUCCAAUCUGCUUCGCCAUUAAGGCAAAGGAAAAUGACCUGCUGCCACUGGAGAAGAACAGGGUUCGAUUAGAUGAUGAUUCAGAUGAGGACAAGUUGCUGGAGGAAGGAGGACUGGAAGCGAUGAUGGAUGGGGCUGCGAUGGUGGAGAAGGAACCUCUUCCAGUUAUUGCUCCUGAAGAGAAGAAACCUACCCUCAGUUUGGAAGAGCUGGAAGCAAAACAAGCCAAGCAGAAACUUGAGGAUCGUCUUGCUGCUGCAGCCAGGGAGAAGCUGGCCCAGGCAUCUAAAGAGUCCAAAGAGAAACAGCUACAGGCGGAGAGGAAGAGGAAGGCUGCGCUCUUCCUACAAACCCUCCGUGGCCCCUCAUCCGGGGAGCCCGAUGCCAAGAGAGCUGAGCUAGAUUCAUCUGCACAGCUUGAGAUCCAAGAAGCCCUAUCUCUCCUAUGUGACCCUAUACCUCCUCAAGUGUCUUCUGUGCCAGCUGCAUAUCCUCAGGAUCAAAGACUCGCCAUGGAGAGCCAAGGAGCCCAUCGCAGCAGGGAAGCCCCAUCCUCCUCCUCUUCAUCAUCCUACACUACCUCCAGAGGAUCAGCUAGAGACAGAGAAAGAGACCGAGACAGGGACAGAGACAGGGACAGAGACAGAGAAAGAGACAGGGACAGAGAAAGAGACAGGGAAAAAGACCGAGAUAGAGACAGAGACAGAGAGUCAGACAGAAGCAAAGGGAGAGACAGGGAUAAGAAGAAGAAAAAACACAAGAGGAGGUCAAGAUCAAGGUCACGAUCCAAGAGCAGACACUCCCUCCCCAGUGCCUACAGGAGAUCCCACAGGUCUAGAUCCCGCUCUCGCUCCCCGGGGAGAAGGGACAGGAGGGGCCCCUCGUCAGAGAGGAGACGUGAGGAGAGAGAGAGAGACCGCUAUCAUCCCAGCAGUAGCUCCAGCCUUCCCAGGGGGCAUUCGAGAUCCAGGUCCCCUCCAGAUAAAAGGAGGAGCUCCUUGCCUUCCUCUGGUCAAAUGCAAACUGCAGGUUCCCCAUACUCCUCACCAGGCAGAGUUCUGUCCCCUUCAGCUAGUCCCGCCUCUAGCCUGGGACUCUCCAGGGGAGGUUCCCAGGAGAAAGACAAAGCAGUGUCCUCUUCCAUAGUAUCCUCGGUCCAGUCUAAAAUAACUCAGGAUCUGAUGGCCAAAGUGCGAGCUAUGCUCGCGACCUCCAAAACCUUCCAGCCUCCCAGCUCCUAAGAGGCCAUUGUUAUCUUCAAACCACAUCAGCUUUGGCCAGUCAGCAGUCAGCAUUGUCAGACUGUCUUGGACACUUAAUUUGUCUGGAUCUGUUUUAUCACCCAGUCUUAGUCCUUGAGUUUUAUGUCAUCUUUAUUUGGCAUGGCGGAAUUCAUUAGACACUUUAUGGCUUCUGCAGCACUAAAAAAGUCACGUAAGGGCAUUCAUUGAGCUGAAUGUUUCACACCUGACAUAAGAGAACAUUUUCCACUGAAUAAAUCAUGUUUGCAGUUGGCAUGUUUUGGUUCCAGAAGAAUCAGGUGUGAAAACGAUCCCUAUAUGUUUUUUUUCACUUGUCACAUGUUCCGACAGUCAUUUUAUGCAGCAUUACCUGAAGCUGCUGGAGGUCUGAAUUUGCACCUUCUAUGAAGGGUUGUUUUGAUCAUUUCAGUUCUCUUCUUUUAUUUCCUGUUCUGUUCCCACCCUCUAAUUUUCUUCUCUUUUCAACAUGUCAGCUGUCUAUUUGAGAAGCUGUUUUGACUGUCUUCUCUGUCAUUCAGCUCUAUUAUGUGGCCUUCUAUUACUUAUUUUGGUUUGUAAUGUAAUUAAUUAAAUUCAGAUGAACUUUGUUAUCCAAACUGUCAAUAAAGUUUCAUUAAUGA